Messenger RNA from Balaenoptera acutorostrata (minke whale), 3282 nucleotides. It is a transcript of the gene WDR44, whose product is annotated as WD repeat domain 44. The record is from RefSeq and is a predicted model, not a curated record. Gene Ontology annotation, molecular function: protein binding. The transcript has 20 exons. The coding region runs from base 405 to 3146 and encodes 913 amino acids. Lineage: Eukaryota; Metazoa; Chordata; Mammalia; Artiodactyla; Balaenopteridae.
UAUUUUGCGGGCAACUAGCUUUCCCAGCUGCUGUAAUUGCAGCUGCGGGAGAAAUUGGAGCUGCUGUCGUCGGCGCGCCCCCCCCUCCCCCACUGAGGAGAGCCACCGCCUCUUCUCUCGCUCUCCUCAUACACCUAUCGCCGGGAGCGGCGGCAGCAACAGUCCCUGAACCCACCGGCGCCUCCUCAGGCGGCCGCACUGCUGGUCAUUCCCUCAGUCCGGCAGCUGCCGGCGGCCCCCUGCCACUGUCCGGCUCCUCACUUCAGAUUGUCUGCUCCCUCCUCAUCCUCCCCCGGGACCCACCUCCCCACGGCCUCGCCGGGGUGGAGGACGACGAGGAGGAGACGAGAGUCACCCUCCCUCCAGGCGGCGCCGGCUCCCUCACCCGCGGGUGUGUCCUAUAAAUGGCGUCGGAAAGCGACACCGAGGAAUUCUUUGAUGCCCCUGAAGAUGUGCACCUAGGGGGCGGCUACCCUGUAGGGUCUCCAGGAAAGGUUGUGAUUUCAACAUUAAAGGAAGCAGAGAACUCUGCAUACAAAGUUGGAAAUGAGUCCCCUGUACAAGAAUUGAAGCAAGAUGUGUCUAAAAAGAUUAUUGAAAGUAUUAUUGAGGAGAGUCAGAAAGUACUACAGCUUGAAGAUGACUCUUUGGAUUCCAAAGGAAAAGGACAGUCUGAUCAGGCUACUGCCAGUCCUAUCAUGGCUGGAACAGAUCUUAGCAAUAUACCUGGAUUGUUAGCCGUAGAUCAAGUACUGCAGGAAGAUUCCCAAAAGGCAGAGAAUCAGGAUGUAUCUGAAGAAACUGAAUUAGAAUCAAAAAAAUGUUUUCCUUCUGAUGACACAUGUGACAAGCCAGUAGAUGAAACCACUAAGUUAACUGAAAUAAGUUCAACUGAACAACAGCUUAAUGUGCCUGAAACUGAAACAGAAGUGUUGAACAAGGAAGCAGUGGAAGUCAAAGAAAGUGAUGUUCUAGAACCUGCGUCCUCACACUCCUUAUCUACUAAAGAUUUUGCUGUUGUGGAAGAAGUUGCUCCUGCCAAACCACCAAGACAGCUUACUCCAGAACCUGAUAUAGUAGCUAGUACAAAGAAGCCUGUUCCAGCACGCCCACCUCCUCCAACUAAUUUCCCGCCUCCUAGACCCCCACCUCCAUCUCGACCUGCUCCACCACCAAGAAAAAAGAAAAGCGAAUUGGAGUUUGAGGCUCUUAAGACACCUGAUCUAGAUGUUCCCAAAGAGAAUAUUACAUCUGAUACUCUCCUAACUACAAACAUGGCUUCAGAGAGUACAGUCAAAGAUUCUCAGCCUUCUCUUGAUUUGGCAAGUGCUACCAGUGGAGAUAAAAUAGUUACUGCCCAGGAAAAUGGAAAAGCACCUGAUGGGCAGACAAUAGCAGGUGAAGUGAUGGGCCCUCAGAGACCUAGAUCCAACUCUGGGAGAGAGCUUACUGAUGAGGAAAUUUUAGCCAGUGUAAUGAUUAAGAAUCUGGAUACUGGAGAAGAAAUACCUUUGAGUCUUGCAGAAGAGAAACUGCCAACAGGUAUUAAUCCUCUCACUCUACACAUCAUGAGGAGGACUAAGGAAUAUGUAAGUAAUGACGCAGCACAGUCAGAUGAUGAAGAGAAGUUACAGUCUCAACAAACAGAUACUGAUGGUGGAAGGUUAAAACAGAAAACGACUCAACUAAAGAAGUUCCUAGGAAAAUCAGUAAAGAGAGCAAAGCACCUUGCUGAGGAAUACGGCGAACGUGCUGUAAAUAAAGUUAAAAGUGUUAGAGACGAAGUGUUUCAUACUGAUCAAGAUGAUCCUUCAUCAAGUGAUGAUGAAGGAAUGCCAUACACAAGACCAGUUAAAUUCAAAGCAGCACAUGGCUUCAAAGGACCUUAUGAUUUUGAUCAGAUCAAAGUGGUACAAGAUCUUAGUGGUGAACAUAUGGGAGCUGUUUGGACCAUGAAAUUUUCUCACUGUGGCAGAUUACUUGCCUCAGCUGGACAAGACAAUGUAGUAAGAAUAUGGGCUUUAAAAAAUGCUUUCGACUAUUUCAACAAUAUGCGGAUGAAAUACAAUACUGAAGGACGUGUGUCCCCAUCACCUUCUCAGGAAAGUCUAAAUUCAUCAAAAUCUGAUACAGAUACGGGGGUAUGCAGUGGAGCUGAUGAAGACCCAGAUGAUAAAAAUGCACCAUUUCGACAACGGCCGUUUUGCAAAUAUAAAGGACAUACUGCUGAUCUCCUUGAUCUUUCAUGGUCUAAAAACUACUUUCUGCUUUCUUCUUCAAUGGAUAAAACAGUCAGGUUAUGGCACAUUUCCAGAAGAGAAUGCCUUUGCUGUUUUCAGCAUAUAGAUUUUGUCACUGCCAUAGCUUUCCAUCCAAGAGAUGACAGGUAUUUUCUAAGUGGGUCAUUGGAUGGAAAGCUCCGCCUUUGGAACAUACCUGACAAAAAAGUGGCUUUGUGGAAUGAAGUAGAUGGUCAAACAAAAUUGAUCACAGCUGCAAAUUUCUGUCAGAAUGGCAAAUAUGCAGUGAUUGGGACAUAUGAUGGCAGGUGUAUUUUCUAUGAUACAGAGCAUUUGAAAUACCACACACAGAUACAUGUCCGAUCUACCAGAGGGCGCAACAAGGUUGGAAGAAAAAUUACUGGCAUUGAGCCUUUACCUGGAGAAAAUAAGAUACUGGUAACUUCAAAUGACUCCAGAAUCAGACUAUAUGAUCUUAGAGAUUUGUCACUGUCCAUGAAGUAUAAGGGUUAUGUGAACAGCAGCAGCCAGAUCAAAGCAAGUUUCAGCCAUGAUUUUAGUUACCUCGUUAGUGGCUCAGAAGAUAAGUAUGUUUAUAUCUGGAGUACUUACCAUGACUUAAGCAAGUUUACUUCAGUGAGGAGAGAUCGUAAUGACUUUUGGGAAGGUAUUAAAGCACAUAAUGCAGUUGUUACAUCAGCCAUCUUUGCUCCAAACCCAAGUUUGAUGUUGUCUUUGGAUGUGCAGUCUGAAAAAUCAGAAGGGAACGAAAAAGGUGAAGAUGCUGAAGUUUUGGAUAACAUGCCCUCUGGUAUUAUGAAGACAGAUAACACAGAAGUUCUUCUCUCUGCUGACUUCACUGGAGCAAUCAAAGUGUUUAUUAACAAAAGGAAAAAUGUAUCUUAAUUUGAAAUGACAUUUAAAAUAAACAUAUCAGUAAGUUUCUAUAUGUAUCAGAACUGAAAAAAAGUUAUAGUGUUUCAGGCCAACAUCCUUUUUUUAAUUUUUAUUGGAAGCUGUUCAAAUAUAAUAUAUUUUUUGA